Messenger RNA from Coregonus clupeaformis (lake whitefish), 3920 nucleotides. RefSeq names its product sulfhydryl oxidase 1. The coding region runs from base 423 to 2918 and encodes 831 amino acids. The transcript is spliced from 12 exons. Gene Ontology annotation, cellular component: Golgi membrane. Lineage: Eukaryota; Metazoa; Chordata; Actinopteri; Salmoniformes; Salmonidae. Gene Ontology annotation, biological process: protein folding. Gene Ontology annotation, molecular function: protein disulfide isomerase activity; flavin-dependent sulfhydryl oxidase activity. The record is from RefSeq and is a predicted model, not a curated record.
CUUGACAGAAAACAAAUCUAGCAGGCCAGGCUGAAUCAGCUGAACAUGAUGUGGUUCUUUGGGAGGUUACAAAUGAAUACAUUGUAUGAAAUAUAGGCCAAUGGAUAGACUUUGGACACCACAAUUAUUGGGGAUGUUACAAUGUAUAUCUACUGUCUGUUGGCAAAAGUCGCUGCACAAUCCUGCUGCUGAUCAAACUAAAUUGCUUUCCAUCAUUGAGGUUUAAGAACAACUAUAGCCAAUGGAAUGUCUCUGUCUUACGUUAUGAAUUUAGCCAAAUGACUGAUUUAGCCCUGCUUCUGCGGGCGGUGAGGGGAUGGGGGAGGGAGUUGGACGAGUGACAAAGUGAAAAAAGUUUAUCACUUUCUUAUACAGUGGUUGCCUUGCUGAGCUGCUGGCUGUCAGAAAGAAAACACUCGAAGAUGGCGCGGCGCUGCUGCCGUGCCACGUCUCGGUUUACAGGGAAAAUACAAGCAAAUUUGACAGCGUCAUUCAUAUCUACGAUCUUCAUAUUUGUGUGUUUACUUUUUCCUUUUACCACCGAAGCUGGCUUGUACACUGCUUCUGAUCAGAUAGUCAUCUUAACCCCGGAUAAUGUGGACAGCGUUUUGGUCAAUUGUACGGCGGCACUGGUGGUUGAGUUUUACGCCUCUUGGUGCGGGCAUUGUAUUGCAUUUUCUCCCGAAUGGAAACGUCUCGCAAGAGAUAUUAAAGAGUGGAAACCUGCUGUGGAUGUAGCAGCCAUAGACUGUGCUAAUGAAGAGAAUGGGCCGAUUUGUUCCCGUUUUGGCGUCAAGGCGUACCCAACGCUGAAGUUCUUCCACGCUUACUCCAAACCUGACUCCAAGGGACAAGGUUUCAGAGGUAAUGCAAAUGUUCUGAUAAUUCCUGGGGCAGAUGGUGAUCAUAUGAAUGAAGUUCCUCGUGAUGUGAGGGGUUUACGCCAUAAGAUCAUUGAGAAGAUGGAGACCCAUGAGGAGCCCUGGCCACCUGCCUGCCCCCCUCUGGAGACAGCUAGCAAAGCAGAGAUUGACAACUUGUUUGAGACUAACAGUGUGGAACACCUGGCCUUGAUCUUUGAGACCUCUAACUCAUAUGUGGGCAGAGAGGUGACUCUGGACCUACUGCAGUAUGAGAACAUAGCCGUGCGGAGGGUCCUGAGCACUGAGGACGCCCUGGUGGCUAAACUGGGUGUGACUGACUUCCCAUCCUGCUACCUGUACUAUCCUAGUGGGAACGUCACCAGGCUCCAUGUACAAAAUGAGGCCCGGACCUUCUACACCUACGCCCUGCAGAGGCUUCCUGGGGUACUGCGGGCUGGAAAGCCACCACCAGUGACCUCUGACCUUGUGAAAAACACAACAGAGGACCAAUGGAGACCGUUCAACAGGUCUCGUGUGUAUAUGGCAGACCUGGAGUCUACUCUGCAUUACUCUCUGCGCGUGGAGCUGGCAGCUCACCCUAUCAUCAAAGGAGAGGCUCUGAGCGCUCUACAGCGUUACAUCUCAGUACUGGCCAAGUACUUCCCUGGUCGACCUGUGGUGAGGAACCUGCUGACGUCAGUGGACACGUGGCUGAAGGAUCAGAACGACACAGAGCUCUCUUACAGCUCUCUGAGGGACGCCCUGGACAACACAGCAGAGGUCCCCGAUGCUGCUCUGCCUGAUGGGGUGAGGUGGGUGGGCUGCCAGGGCUCCAAGCCCCACUUCAGAAGGUACCCCUGUGGCAUGUGGACCCUUUUCCAUGUCCUCACGGUACAGGCCAAUGAAGCUUCUGGCAAAGACCCCCAGGAGGUGCUACAGGCGAUGAGGUCCUACAUCCACAGUUUCUUUGGCUGUCAGGCAUGUGCCACCCACUUUGAGAACAUGGCCAAGGAGAGCAUGUCCCUUGUGGGGAAACUGUCCACCGCCAUGCUGUGGCUAUGGUCCCGCCAUAACCACGUCAACAACAGACUGGCAGGUGCUCUGAGUGAGGAUCCCCACUUCCCUAAGAUCCAGUGGCCGUCCCCAGAGCUGUGUCCCAGCUGCCAUGGGGUUAAGAAGAGUGGAGAACACACCUGGAACCAGGAAGAGCUGCUCACCUUUCUCCGCUCCCACUUCUCCUCUGAACACCUCCUUUCUGACUACCUGGAGGAGGAGGCCCAGCUCAUCAGCAGGCAGAAGGAGAGCUUGGUCGCCAGGCAGCAGGAGAAGGACCAGGAGGCUAAGAGAGGAGCAGAGAGGAGGGCCAGUGAGGCCUUGGCUGAACCACCUCCAGGCCAGGAGGAGGAGGAGGAGGAGGAAGAAGAGGAUGAGGAGGAAGGGGCUCAAGAAGAGCCAGCAGCAGAAGAGGAGGUAGAGCAGAGGGCAAGAGGAGAGGCGCAGGGAGGUAAAACCUCUGAACCCCCCCCCUGGGUAAAGCCUGAGGCAGACGUGUCCCGCCAGGCCCAGCGCAGGCCCAGCAUUGUGGGGUUGAAGCUCAGGCCCCCCCAGGAGGAGAUUGUGGACCUGGACUCCUUCGUCAACCAGCACUACAAGGCUAAGGCCCUCCGCGCUGCAGCCGCAGGGUCCUCCCGCGUCAAACGCAGGACCCUGCAGAGGAAGGAAGAGCCGCAGCCUGGAGCCAGUCUGGAAAAUGGGCCAGGGCUGGGGCUGGGGCUGCAGCCCGUAGAGCCGGAGGACUUGUUGGGGCAGCGCAACACUCUGUGGAAGAGGAUCCUGACGGGCCAGUAUACUGGGUCAGAGGAGGAGGGGGCUCUGGAGAUGUAUGCUCAUCCUAACAAGAGGCGCUGGAUGUCCUUCCUGAGCGUGGGCUUCUCCAGACUGGAUAUCAGCCUGUGUGUGCUCCUCUACUUCCUGUCCUCCAUGUGUCUGCUGGCCAUGUAUCUCUUCUUCAAGAACCGCCUGCGGCUGCGCCGGGCCAAGGUAGCUCUGCCCUGAGUCAACUCUGCCUUGCUGUGCUACUGUAGAUUUACCCAUGCAUGUGACAGUGAUGCUGUGGUCAGUUCUUAAACCCUCCAAGUGAAGGAUCCGUAGUGUUCCGCAUCAAUGGAUUGCUUUGUGGUGCUUGCUUCCCGGGAUAAUAAUUUAUGACGACGUAUGCUUUUUUUGUGUGCCUUUUUUGACCACUUGUGAAGGAUUAUUUAAAACUCUAGGAAAUUAAUGGGAUUUUGAUUAUAUUUGAGUGAAUACAACAAAAGGGUUGUUUUUGAUAUUUAUUGUAAUUUUUAGGCAGUGUAUAUUGCCAUAUUAUAAAUUCAUUUAUGUGAAAAGGAAUCACUAUAUAGUUUCAUGGAUAAAGUUAGUCAGUAAUUCAAUAUAAAAGACACAGCUCAUACUGUUACUGCCAGCCCUUCCAAAGAGUCCAGUAAGCUGUGUACUCUAACAACUAGAGAACCAUUUUAUAUUCUUAGAAUGAAAUCAACCUUCUAUUUGAAAAUGUGAUUUUACAAUGAGAAAUGUGCCUUGAAUGACAUUUGGAUAAACAGUGCCUGACCGAUGAUUUAUCCAUAUUAAUUUUAGCAUUAAGCAAGCGGAUGUUUCCAAAUAAACAAAGAUGCCAUAUGAUAACAGAUAUAUAAGCCCUGUUCAGAUAGUAUGUGGUCAGAAUUGUAGUGCUCAGAGUUCACACUAUAGAUUUAGAAUUAGCUCUAAUUCUAUGGUUCACACAUUCUGUUCCACAGUGGUCUAUGUUGUGACUGACCAUGCUAUGCUAUUGUCUGAUUGGCUAGGACAUCUUACAUAUACAAAUUAGCUUUGCACAAUAGAGUUUAGACAGUUAAUGAAAUGUUUUGGAGUAGCACUAGUUAAUGGUACAAAAUAAGCAGGAUUUGGGUUUUGGCUGGUGUCCAUUACAAUAAACUUACUGGUCUCAAUCAACUCGAGAUACUGUGUUUUGCUUUGCUUAUCUCAAUCAAUAAAAUUAUUUUUGCUAAAAUUGUG